Bombus terrestris (buff-tailed bumblebee) is the source of this 1020-nucleotide messenger RNA. RefSeq names its product dynein axonemal heavy chain 17-like. The coding region runs from base 1 to 1020 and encodes 339 amino acids. NCBI's taxonomy places the organism in Eukaryota, Metazoa, Arthropoda, Insecta, Hymenoptera, Apidae. The record is from RefSeq and is a predicted model, not a curated record. The transcript is spliced from 6 exons.
AUGGAGUCUCAGUCACUAUUUGAUACAGUACAAGAUUAUUUGAAACUAGAAAGAAUAGAAAUGUUUGGCUUAAAAGCGAAGUCACUACUUUCCAUGAUUAAUAAUAUUUACGAAGAGUUUAUUAAAUUGUAUCAACAAUUUGGAGACGUGUCUUAUGAAGUUUUAAUGCCAGAAGAAGAACAAUUCACUGCAGAUUUAAAUGAAUUUUUCGCCUCGAUAGAGCAGUUUGAUCGACGAUUGGCAAGCAUUUUCGACCAAGCAUUUGCUGAAUGUUACAGCCUAGAGUCGUUCUUUAAGUUCGUUUGGAUAAUGGGCGUAACUGCCAACAGACCUAUAAUAAUGGCCCAGUUAUGGCACAAUUAUGAAGAAAUAAUUCAAAGAGUAGAUCAACAUUUCAGUGAUCUUAAGGUGUUAUUCGACAAGAAUUUUAAUUCCGGAAAAGACAACGAGCUUUCGACACUGAAUUCGCAUUUACCUGUAGUGAGUGCAUCCCUGUGUUUUUUAAUGAGACUUCGUAAAAGAACUCUUCUGCCAAUUGAGUGCAUGAAAUUAAUCGACCAUCCUUUAAUUAAUGACAAAAUGGAACACGUACUCAAAGACAAAUACGAAGAACUUGAGGCUAUUAUUGACGAAAAGGAAAAAGAAAUAUUUACCGCUUGGGCGGAGAAAUUGCCAGAAAUUUGGGAAACCCACUUAACGAAAACUCUUUUAAACGUUAGAGAGGAUCAACAGCUGGAAACGAAUUUCGACUUUGCUUUAAAAACUGCCUUGAGAGAGAUUCGUUAUAUGAUAAUUGCGAAGAUUCCCGAUCUUCCUCAAGAAGCCAUAGAUUUUUAUAAUAGAUCGCAAUUCUUCUUCAUCAGCACUUACAAUCUCAAUCUGAUAGUAAAUUGGUCAGUACCAGCGAAGGAAUUUAUAAUUAGGGGCCACAACUGUGACAGUCAAAAUCAGAACAGCCAUGGAAUGACAAUUAUUUUUUCGACUGAAAUGUUUUUGGUUGCGAAUAAUGGUUGUAAAUGA